AUGGUCCCAAAUGAGGCCCAACAGUACAUUGGGAUUAUCCAUUUGCUUCAUCAUUUUGGAUGGACAUGGGUUGGACUCUAUGCUGUAUAUGAUGACAGUGGAGAUCAUUUCUUGCAGGCCCUGGAGGUCCUGCUUUCUCAGGGUGGGAUCUGUUCAGCCUUCACAAAGAGACUCCCAAAGCAAGAUCAUUCCAUUCAUCACAAUUCUGAGCAUGGUGGUAUGGUCUGGAUUCUCAACGUACCUUUCAUGGAUACUAAAACCAAAACAUACAUAGUCUAUGGUGAAACUUUGACCUUUGUGUGGUUGAGCACCUUUAUCUGCUCAUUUGCUCCUGUAUAUGAUGUGUAUGGUGGGAAAGUGUGGAUUAUGACAGCUCAGAUAGAUUUUGAAAUAAAAGACCACUCCUGGAUAUGGAAAUGUGAUAUAUUCCAAGGCACCAUUUCCUUUGCAAUUCACUCAAAUGACCCUCAAGGCUUCCAGACAUAUCUUCAGAACAUAAAACUUGACUCAGCAGAAGAAGAUGGCUUUCUCAAAGUAUUUUGGGAGGACGUUUUCCAGUGUUCAUUCCCAAUUCCCCAAAGAUUAGAGAAACAUGAGAGAGAAUGUACCGGAGAGGAGAAGUUGGAGAGCCUCCGUAGGUCUGCUUUUGAAAUGAGCAUGAGUGGCCACAGCUACAGUAUCUACAAUGCUGUCUAUGCUGUAGCGCAUGCUUUGCAUGCCAUGGACUUGUCUAAGGCCAAACACAGAGCAAUCGUGGGUGCCAAAAGUCUUGAUCUUCAAGAUCUUCAUCCUUGGCAGAUCCACCCGUUUCUCCAAGGCAUUUCGUUUAACAACUCAGCUGGCGAAAAGGUGUCGUUCAAUGAUCAUGGGGAAAGGGAAGGCACAUUUGACAUAAUAAACAUUGUCUUCUUCCCAAACAAUUCCUUCUUUAAAGUAAAUGUCGGAAGAGUGGGUUCAAAGGCUCCAGAAGGAAAACAGUUCAUAGUUAACGAGGAUAUAAUUGUGUGGCACAGGAGUUUUAACCAGGUGAUGCCUACUUCUGUGUGCAGUACCUCCUGCCACCCUGGUUAUCAGAAGAGAAAGAAGGAAGGGGAGACAUUUUGCUGCUACGAUUGUGCUCCAUGCCCAGAAGGGAAGAUUUCAGUCCAAGAGGAUAUGGCUGAAUGCAUCAAAUGCCCAGAGGAUCAAUAUCCAAGCCACAAUAGAGAUAGAUGCAUAACCAAAGUGAUAAACUUUCUGACUUAUGAAGAAUCUUUAGGAAUCAGUUUUACAUCAGUUGCUGUUUCCUUUUCACUCAUCACAGCUUUUGUCCUUGGAGUUUUUAUCAAGUACAGAUAUACCCCCAUAGUCAAAGCCAACAACCGGGACAUCAGCUACGUUCUCCUUAUCACCCUCCUCCUCUGCUUCCUCUGUUCUUUGCUGUUUCUUGGAAGACCUAGGAAGGUGACCUGCUUUCUCCGUCAAUCUGCAUUUGGCAUCAUCUUCUCUGUGGCUGUUUCUUGUGUGUUGGCCAAAACCAUCACUGUGGUUGUUGCUUUCAUGGCCACCAAACCAGGGUCCAACAUGAGGAAGUGGGUGGGGAAAAGACUGUCCAACUCCAUUGUUAUUUCCUGCUCUUUCAUUCAAACAGUUAUCUGUGCUGUUUGGCUAGGAAUUUCUCCCCCAUUCCCAGAUUUGGAUAUGCAUUCCCAGACCAGAGAGAUCACACAAGAAUGUAAUGAAGGGUCUGUCACCAUGUUUUAUCUUGUAUUGGGCUACCUGGGACUUCUGGCCAUCAUCAGCUUCACUGUGGCAUUCCUAGCCAGGAAGUUGCCUGACACUUUCAAUGAAGCCAAGUUCAUCACCUUCAGUAUGUUGAUGUUUUGCAGUGUUUGGGUGUCUUUUGUCCCAACCUACCUGAGCACCAAAGGGAAAUACUUGGUGGCUGUGGAGAUCUUCUCAAUAUUAGCCUCUAGCGCUGGCUUAUUGGGUUGUAUCUUUGUUCCCAAAUGCUACAUUAUUCUGCUGGUGCCCAAGCUGAAUAAAAGAGAGCAGUUUAUUAAGAGGGGCAAUAAAAGAACAUAA
Rhineura floridana is the source of this 2064-nucleotide messenger RNA. Its product is annotated as vomeronasal type-2 receptor 26-like. Gene Ontology annotation, cellular component: membrane. Gene Ontology annotation, molecular function: G protein-coupled receptor activity. The transcript has 4 exons. The coding region runs from base 1 to 2064 and encodes 687 amino acids. NCBI's taxonomy places the organism in Eukaryota, Metazoa, Chordata, Lepidosauria, Squamata, Rhineuridae. The record is from RefSeq and is a predicted model, not a curated record. Gene Ontology annotation, biological process: G protein-coupled receptor signaling pathway.